AUGCAUGUACAUAUCAGGAUGGCAAUCGGAAGUAUUAUUUGUGGAGCCAAUACUCCUAAAAUGAAGAGAAAAAAGGCAAAGGCAACUGAACGUAGCUGGAUAGAAGCAACUUUCCAAAAAAGAGAAUGCUCAAAAUUUAUUCCAAGUGCUGAUGCUGAACAAAAGUUUAUGCAAGUAAAGGGAGAUAAGAAUGCAGAGUAUGAUGUGAUCACCACUUCCAGAUGUUGUUGCGGAUAUUCUUAUACUCAUCACUGCAGAGCUGGUAUAGAUGUACAAAGUUACAUUGCUAGUAAUACCAAAGAAAAAGAUCGAGAACAAUGGUCUCCAUCUAAGAAUACACGCCCAUUCCCUACCGAUGCGUAUGGUACCAUCGAAUUUCAAGGUGGUCCUCACCCAACAAAAGCACAGUAUGUAAGACUUGCUUACGAUACAAGACCGGAACCAAUAGUACAGUUAUUAUGUCGAGAAUGGAAUUUGGGUUUACCUAAGCUAUUAAUAACUGUUCAUGGUGGUCGUUCUAACUUUGAACUGCAGCCCACUUUGAAAAAAGUUUUAAGAAAAGGUUUGUUAAAAGCUGCAAAGACGACCGGUGCAUGGAUAUUCACGGGUGGAACCAACACAGGCGUAACAAGACAAGUAGGAGAUGCUUUGUUAUUAGAGAGAGCUCAAAGGCAAGGUCGAGUUGUAAGCAUUGGCAUAGCGCCAUGGGGAAUUUUAGAUAAAAGUCAUGAACUUGUAGGUCGUGGAGGUGAAGUACCUUAUGACUGUCUUUCAUCUCCAUUAUGUAAAUAUGCAGUUUUAAACAACCGCCACGCAUAUUUUUUAUUAGUGGAUAACGGUACUGGUGGCCGAUAUGGUGCAGAAAUUGUAUUACGUAGAAAAUUGGAAAAAUAUAUUUCUAAUUUGAAAUUACAGCCAUAUACACAUAGUAGUAUCCCCGUUGUGGCGUUAGUGAUCGAAGGAGGAACGAAUACGAUUCGAUCAGUUUUAGAGUAUGUUACAGAUGUUCCCCCUGUUCCUGUAGUAGUUUGUGAUGGCUCAGGUCGCGCAGCUGAUCUCAUCGCUUUUAUGCACAAAUAUGCAUCUGAUGGAGAUGGUGAAAGCGGGGAGAAUGAGGGACCAUUAGAAGGUAUCAGAGAACACCUUUUAGAUACAAUCAAACGGACCUUCAAAGUGUCUACCGAACAGGCAUCGCAAUUAUAUUCAGAACUUUUGCAAUGUACGCGUAAAAAGCACUUGAUAACAGUAUUUAGAAUAAGCCAGGAGCGGCCACAGGAACUUGAUCAAACGAUCUUAACGGCUCUGUUCAAGUCUAAACAAUUAUCACCGGCCGAACAGCUAUCGUUAUCUUUAAUUUGGAAUAGAGUAGACAUAGCGCGCAGUGAAAUAUUCGUUUACGGGCAAGAUUGGCCGCCAGGUGCUCUAGAACAGGCAAUGAUGCAAGCUUUGCAACACGAUAGAAUUGAUUUUGUGAAACUUCUUUUAGAAAAUGGAGUUUCUAUGCGUAAAUUUUUAUCUAUACCACGCCUUGAAGAAUUAUACAAUACCAAAGAAGGCCCUUCAAAUACAUUGGGCUAUAUCCUGCGCGAUGUUCGACCAAAUAUUCCACGAGGCUAUAUGUAUACUCUUCACGACAUUGGCCUUGUAAUAAAUAAAUUAAUGGGUGGGGCGUACCGAUCACAAUAUACACGCAGAAGAUUCCGUGUAAUCUAUACCAAAGUAAUGAAAAGAUCUGGAGCACAUCCUCAACAUAUGCAUCGAAAUAGCUGUGCUCUGGGUAAUACUACUCGUUAUUAUUCAGGAACCGGUAGUAAACAAGAUAGUUUAACGAUGAGUUUACUCGCUGAAACUUUGCCGGCUAAUCGAGACACGCCGCUUUUUGAUUAUCCAUUCAAUGAAUUACUUAUAUGGGCUGUGUUAACGAAACGCCAGCAAAUGGCGUUGUUAAUGUGGCAACAUGGAGAGGAAGCUUUAGCGAAAGCACUUGUUGCUCUUAAAUUAUAUAAAGCUAUGGCUCAUGAAGCUGCCGAAGAUGACCUUGAAACGGAAGUUUAUGACGAAUUGCGGAGUUAUGGAAAAGAAUUUGAAAAUAUUGCUUUGGAAUUGUUAGACUAUUGCUAUCGUCAAGAUGAUGAUCAGACACAGCAACUGUUAACUUCUGAACUUCAAAAUUGGUCUGGUCAAACUUGUCUUUCAUUAGCAGUCACGGCUAAUCACCGACCGCUUUUAGCACAUCCUUGUAGUCAAAUCAUUUUAGCAGAUCUGUGGAUGGGUGGUCUUCGUACAAGAAAAAAUACAAAUUUAAAGGUUGUACUUGGAUUAGUUUGUCCAUUUUAUAUAACACGUUUGGAAUUUAAGAGUCGAGAAGAAUUGCAGCUGAUGCCACAAACUCAGGAAGAGCAUUUAAUUGCUCUUGAAGAUGAGAAAGAAGAUAGUGAUUCAGAGCAUGGUGUACCAACGGGUCCUGAUGUCGAGGCUUUGAUCACCAAUGAACAUACUACAACUGUAGUAAAGGAAACAAUUGUACAAGAAAAUGGUAAAGUACUGACUGAUAAUGAUGAUGGAAUUCAUCGUGCGUAUGGCAUUCAUUCUGACUACUAUGACAUCAAGAAUAGCAGACCAUUAAGAUUGAGGAAGAAGUUAUAUGAAUUUUAUACAGCACCUAUCACAAAAUUUUGGGCAAAUGCAAUAGCAUACAUUAUCUUCUUGGUUCUCUUCUCAUACUGUAUCCUUAUUCAUAUGGAUGACCAUCCAUCAUUAGCAGAAAUUUAUGCAAUUGCAUAUAUUUGCACAUUGGGAUGUGAAAAAGUACGAGAAAUCGCAACAUCAGAACCAGCUACACUUUCACAUAAAUUUAGUGUAUGGGCGUGGAAUAUGUGGAAUCCUUGUGACGCUGCCGCUAUUAUUUUUUUUCAAAUUGGUUUAGCUUUACGCUUAAGACACUCUACUCUUGAUGUUGGCCGUGUAAUCUAUUGUGUUGAUUGUAUUUAUUGGUACUUAAGGAUACUGAACAUUCUUGGUGUAAACAAAUAUUUUGGUCCAUUAGUUACUAUGAUGGGAAAGAUGGUAAAAAAUAUGACCUAUUUUGUGGUGCUUUUAAUAGUAGUAUUAAUGAGUUUUGGGGUUACUCGACAAGCAAUUUUAAACCCUAAUGCCGAACCGAAAUUCAGGAUUAUUCGUGAUAUAUUUAUGGAACCAUAUUUUAUGUUAUACGGAGAAGUAUACGCAGACAACAUAGAUCCCGAUUGCGGAGACGAACCAGGAAUGAUACCGUGCCUACCAGGCCGUUGGAUUACUCCUGCCGUAAUGUCCAUUUAUCUUUUAAUCGCGAACAUAUUAUUGAUAAAUUUAUUGAUUGCGGUGUUCAAUAAUAUUUUCAAUGAGGUAAACGCGGUGGCGCACCAAGUUUGGAUGUUCCAACGUUUUACUGUUGUUAUGGAGUAUGAACAGAAACCAGUUUUACCUCCUCCGCUCAUUGUAGUUUGUCACAUAUAUCUGCUGGUGAAAUAUUUGCUGCGAUAUGUAACACAAGGAAAAGCAAGUACUGGUGAAACCUACGACAAUGGACUGAAGUUAUUCUUAGAGGCAGACGACAUGGAACGCCUUUAUGAUUUCGAGGAGGACUGCGUUGAAGGAUACUUCCGUGAGCAAGAAUUGAAGCUCCAAAUGUCUACAGAGGAACGUAUCAAAGUUACCACAGAAAGAGUGGAAAAUAUGCAUUCGAAGAUUGAAGACAUUGAUAAAAAAGAAAACACUCAAAAUGCUUCUCUUCAGGCAGUAGAAUUUCGCAUUCGUAAGUUGGAAGAAUUAAAUGAACAGACUUUGGCACAUCUUGGGGUUAUUCACCGAUUUAUGGCUACUCACAUGCCAAACAUGGAAGGCUUAUCCAGUUUUGAUAUAGAUGGUCGUCAACGCAGAGUAUCAGAACGUUCAGAAGUUCUAUCAGAGACGGAUUCUCACACACAACUACCAACUAUCGCGGCUAAACGCAAACGAUUGGUCCGAUCACUGACCGAUGGCACGUUUCUUAAUUUAAGUCGAUCGUUAGACGAUGAUGUACUGAAGCAUUCAGAAACUGUUACGUCUCGUGAAAAUCUUAGUAGAAACGAAUCUUCUAUAAGUGGAGAUGGGCACACUGUUCAGGAUGAUAUAAAAACAACUACAAGUCAGGAAACUGAAGUCAGUAAAGAUGGUGAAGGAGAAACCCUAAAGAAGGACUCGCAAUCAGAUAGUAGAGAUACAAGUAGGGAACCAAGUGGAGAGCCAAGUAGUAAAGAACCAAGUACGGAUCCAAGUAGACAAACGAGUAGAGAAUUGAGUAGAGAAACUAGCAGAGACGCUACGAGCAAGGAACCAAGCAGAGAAGCCAGCAGCGAAGCACCAGCUUCGGAACCUAUUAGACAAGAUUCUACAGAACGACCAAUUAGACAAAAUAGUAGGACACGAUCAGAAUCAGAUGAUAUAAUGAUAGCUCCACCUUCCAAUAUAUCAAGAGGAGUAACUUGGGCGGAGCCACGCGUUGCAGUGAUUCCAUCAGUGUCUUCAGCAAGCAGCACACAGAGGUCAAUUCUACUAGCCAUGCGUGCUGAAUAUACAAGUAUUACUGAUGAGCUGGAAAGUUAUUGUGGUCUUCUUAGUCCACCUCGAACACCGUCCAUUUCUCCGCCUCCUACGAGAGUUAGAAAUUUAUCCGAAAUGUCUAACCCUGAGAUGGCUUGGCAAAUUGAGAAUGAACGUCUACGUGAUGCUGAGGAAUGUGAUUAUCAACAAAUGGAAGAUUUAAUACAAAGGAGAUACAUCGGUGAUGAAGAUGAGUCUUUGCAUAUUCCGGAUGAAGCUAGUGGUGGUUCAUUUUUCAUAUCGAACGAACAUAGACAUCAACUUCGAAGAUCUUCUGCCAUCAAUGAAGAGUCUCGAAGGCCUCCGCCUACUAUCAGUGUGACAAGGGAGAUCGAACAAACGCUUUCAAGGCCAUUGAUUCGGGACUCGGAAAGUUCAGAUCCCAAUGACAAGAAUAUGAGUACGGUACCUGCUCCAGCCUCAGAGACAAUGUGCUAAAUA
Messenger RNA from Eufriesea mexicana, 5061 nucleotides. RefSeq names its product transient receptor potential cation channel, subfamily M (gene Trpm). The coding region runs from base 1 to 5058 and encodes 1685 amino acids. Gene Ontology annotation, molecular function: monoatomic cation channel activity. The transcript is spliced from 18 exons. Gene Ontology annotation, cellular component: plasma membrane. The record is from RefSeq and is a predicted model, not a curated record. Lineage: Eukaryota; Metazoa; Arthropoda; Insecta; Hymenoptera; Apidae. Gene Ontology annotation, biological process: protein tetramerization; metal ion transport; monoatomic cation transmembrane transport.